AUGGCAAGGGAAAGAAAUAGGGAAAAGAAGAUUCGCCAAGGGCAACAAUUGGUACAAAAAACAUCUUCCUCUUCUGAUACACAAAAUGCAAUUUCUACUGAGAUAAAUCCUAUUAUCGAAAUUACCCAUGAUCAUAAAACUACCCGAUUAGAAUUAAUACCUACUGAUCAAGCACAAAAUACUGGGGACGACGUAAAUGAUUCUUCUGUUAAAUAUCAAGAAAUGAUCAGUGUUACAAAUUGUAACGCGCAAGUGAUCGAACCUUCUAACACAGAUGAUAUAUCAACUACUAAAUUGUCUCAUACGUCUAAUUCAGAAGAUAUAAUAAGUGAGGAUGACAAAUCUUUAUCUAAUACCUCGGUAAGUGUCUCAAAUACUGAAGUCUCACCUAAUAAUACGACUCUCAUCUUUAGCCAUGAAGUGACUGCCUCCAGCAAUUCCUUUGAUGUUGAUGAGAUGGGUGAGGUCAAGACACAGGUAAGCGCACCUGAUAGUUCUUUAUAUUUUAACUCGGAUCCUUUUGAUGAUGAAAAUUCUUGUGAUAGGGACACUGACUCACAGAGUGAGGAUGAAGAUUUCUCUGAUGAUAACAACGAAGAUGAUGGAGGAUUCUAUGGUUUUUCGGAUGACGAUGAUGAAAGUUAUUAUUACGAUCUAAAUACCG
Messenger RNA from Dentiscutata erythropus, 664 nucleotides. Lineage: Eukaryota; Fungi; Glomeromycota; Glomeromycetes; Diversisporales; Gigasporaceae. The record is from the annotation of a GenBank genome assembly.